Sporothrix schenckii 1099-18 is the source of this 900-nucleotide messenger RNA. RefSeq lists its product as uncharacterized. Bases 1 to 900 code for a protein of 299 amino acids. NCBI's taxonomy places the organism in Eukaryota, Fungi, Ascomycota, Sordariomycetes, Ophiostomatales, Ophiostomataceae. The transcript has a single exon. The record is from RefSeq and is a predicted model, not a curated record.
AUGGAUUUCUUUGCUCUCCCCGUCGAAAUCAGGCUUCAGGUCUAUGCGGAACUGCUCAUUCACCGCGGGACCAUAACUCUCCGUCAUGAGUACCGUGAUGGCAAGCCGGCCCAGAUUUGCACAGAAGAAGGGGUCCACCUCGACCCGACCCUACUCCGCGUCAACAAGCGUAUACACAGAGAAGCCAUCUCGAUUCUCUAUUCUGGCAACCACUAUCGGUUUGUGAACUGUCUCGUCACGUUUGUUAUCCAGAGUGUGAAUCAAGCUCAUCUGCUUCGUCACGUCGUCGUUGACUUCCCCAAUUAUACGCGAAUAAGCCACAGACAGCCGGACCACUCGUGGCGUCAUGAAGAGAUCCUGAACCUCGAUGAGAUAUACUUUCUACGUGUUUGCGCCGGCAUCACCACACUCGGGCUAUGGCUGGACUUUGGGCUCAGCAAUUUGUUCUCCCCUGAUACGCGCCGCUUCACACAGGGUCUGGAUCUCAUCCACACACAGCUUAAGCUGUUGUCGUCCCUGAACAAAGUCACAGUCCACCUACACCUGAUCGGCUGCGACUCAGAUGACGAAACCGAGGACGAGGCAGAGUAUUCAGGGGACGACGACCUGAGAGUCGAAUCGAACGACCCUACCAAAGAUCUCUGGCAGACGCACAGGGACUCCAUUGUAGGACAACUGAGCAGCUGUGGAUGGGUGGUUGACAUCACAAAGAGCCAGCCGCCCAAGCACACCUGGUCCACCCCGGACGACAUGCUCGAGUUUGACAAUGAAGCCGUGUACAUGAUUGAAUGGAACCAGCGCGAACAGGAGCGGGAGGACGCGACGUUGAGAAAAUAUUACCGCGAACUCCAGUUGGAGUCGUAUCGGAAAGGCUAUGCAGACGACGGAGGGCCUGCAUAA